AUGGCCUUUGACUGCCAUCCUCUACAGUUACGUCUUGCACACAACAUCAAACCAUUUGAAUCUGAAAAAUCUGUUGAUUUCGGCAGCAGCCACGUGAUUAAAUGUGUUGAAGGUUAUAACAAAACAGGAGACGAUGUCGUUAAAUGUAUGAGGAACGGUUUAUGGAGUGAAGUCAACAUUUAUUGCCACAAAAAUCAAACAGACUGCCAAGAUGUAUUACAGGAGGGUUACACUAAGAGCAAGGUUUACACGAUCUAUCCGCAAGGAGGGGGUCAACUGGAGGUCUUCUGUGACCAACACACAGAUGGUGGUGGUUGGACGGUAAUACAGCGACGGAUGGAUGGGACGAUUGACUUUUUCCGGAAUUGGGAGGACUACAAGGACGGUUUUGGUAACAAGUCAGGGGAAUAUUGGCUGGGAAACCACAAUAUUCAUAAAGUUGUUAACCAAGGAUAUUAUGAACUGCGGAUAGAGAUGUCUGAUUUUAAUAAUGAAAAAAAAUAUGCUCUGUACAGAAGAUUUUCCAUCGGUGAUGAAGCCCAUGGAUAUAAUCUUCAUGUUGGAGACUACGAAGGGACUGCAGGUGACUCGUUGAUGAAUCAUCAUAAUGGAGCACGAUUCUACACAAAGGACCAUGACACGUCAGGUCACUGUGCGCAAACAUUUAAAGGUGGUUGGUGGUAUAACCAUUGCCAUUAUUCCAAUCUGAACGGGAUGUACCUAAGAGGAAACCACGUGUCAUACGCUGACGGGAUCAACUGGAGGACUUGGCAUGGAUAUCACUACUCACUGAAGACCACAGAAAUGAAAAUAAAACGACUUUAAAAUAAAACAGUUCUAUUU
Saccostrea cuccullata (small rock oyster) is the source of this 843-nucleotide messenger RNA. Its product is annotated as ficolin-1-A-like. The record is from RefSeq and is a predicted model, not a curated record. The transcript has 6 exons. Bases 1 to 825 code for a protein of 274 amino acids. Lineage: Eukaryota; Metazoa; Mollusca; Bivalvia; Ostreida; Ostreidae.